AUGCAAUUGUACGUCAUUGGAUUAAUUCUGUUACCAUUAUUAAUUGAUGGUCUUGCAAUUUUUCAUCGUGGUCGGCCUCGCGGUGGUAUGGCUGGAUCGCCAAGACGAACUUUGAGAUCGUUCUACAAUCGAGUAAAAGCACCCAUUGAUGAAUUGUGGUAUACGCAACAACUUGAUCAUUUUAAUCCAACAGAUAUACGAACAUGGGAACAACGAUAUUACGUUAAUGAUCUUUAUUGGAAAAAGAAUGGUCCUGUUUUUAUUCAAAUCGGUGGUGAAGGUCCAGCUGAUCCGAUAUGGAUGGUAGAAGGACAAUGGAUAAAAUAUGCCCAAAGACAUGGCGCUAUUUGCGUUAUGAUCGAACAUCGUUUCUAUGGCAAGAGUCAUCCAACAGCAGAUCUUAGUAUAGAAAAUCUAAGAUAUUUAAGUAGCGAACAAGCACUUGCAGAUUUGGCAACGUUUCGAGAAUAUUUCAAUAGCAAAUAUCAAGUAUCAGAACAAUCAAAAUGGAUCUCAUUCGGUGGAUCAUAUUCAGGUGCACUAUCAGCAUGGUUUCGUCUGAAAUAUCCUCAUCUCGUUUAUGGUGCCCUAUCAGCUAGUAGCCCAAUGACUGCAUUGACUGAUUUUAGUGAAUAUUUAAUUGUCGUACGUAAUUCUCUUGCAACUUAUGAUGAAAAAUGUAAUGAUGCCAUUAGUGACGCAACAAAAGUAAUGCAAAAUAUGAUUCAAUCAUCUUCGGGUCGUGCAGAAUUAAAAACAGCUUUUCGUCUAUGUGAUUCAAUUGAAACACAAAACGAUGUUGAUAAUUUCUUUCAAACAGUAGCUGGCAAUUUUGAAGGUGUUGUUCAAUACAAUAAAGAUAAUCGAGCAUUCGAAGGUGCUCGUGCAACGAACAUAACUAUCGAUGUUUUAUGUAAAACAAUGCUUGAUACAACUCAACCAAAUAUUCUUCAACGUAUGGUUAAUGUUAAUGAUAUGAUAUUAAAUGCAUACGAUCAACCAUGUCUUGAUGCUGGUUAUAUGAGCAUGAUCAAUCAAUUAACAAAUAUAUCAUGGAAUGCAUCAGCAGCGGAAGGCGGUCGUCAAUGGACAUAUCAAACAUGUGUUGAAUUCGGCUUUUUUCAAUCAUCCAAUGCUCCUCAACAACCAUUUGGAAAUAAUUUUCCAGCUUCAUUUUUUAUUCAACAAUGUGCGGAUAUAUUUGGACCUAACUUUGAUGAUAAUCUUCUUGAACGAGGUAUCAAUUUCACGAAUGCAUUUUAUGGUGCUGAAGGAUUUUCGGGUUCGAGAGUUUUAUUUGUUAAUGGUGCUAUUGAUCCAUGGCAUGCAUUGAGUUUUACGAAAGAUCCACCAAAUAAUAAUACUGCUAUAUUUUUGUCAAGUACAGCUCAUUGUGCUGAUAUGUAUCCAGAUGCAGAAACAGAUCCACAAGAAUUAAAACAAGCUCGUCAAACAAUUAGUGAUACAAUUGGACAAUGGCUUCAAUAA
Molecule: messenger RNA, 1488 nt
Organism: Rotaria socialis
Lineage: Eukaryota; Metazoa; Rotifera; Eurotatoria; Philodinida; Philodinidae
Source: the annotation of a GenBank genome assembly